Molecule: messenger RNA, 429 nt
Organism: Rotaria socialis
Lineage: Eukaryota; Metazoa; Rotifera; Eurotatoria; Philodinida; Philodinidae
Source: the annotation of a GenBank genome assembly
AUGACUAAACGUCCAUCAGCAGGCUUUAUUGUAUUUCGUCGAUUGGAAAAAAAUCUUAUUGAAUAUUUAUUAUUACAAGCAUCUACCGGUAAACAACAUUGGACGCCACCAAAAGGUCGUUUGGAAGCUGGUGAAUCGCCAUUACAAGCAGCUGAACGUGAAACGAAAGAAGAAGCUGGUUUGGAUAAAAAUGAUUUAGAAUAUUAUAAACAAUUUCAGGAAACAAUUGCAUAUGAUUCUGAAGGACAACUAAAAAAUGUUUUUUAUUACUUGGCUAGUGUACGGAAUGUUGGCCAGAGUAUUCAGUUAUCUGAUGAACAUCAAAAUUUGUGCUGGUCAACUUUAGAGGAUGCAUGUCGCUUAGCUAAUCAUAGCGCAACGGAAAAUGUAUUAAGAAAAGCAGAUGAAUUUAUACAAAAGAAUCUAUAA